GUAUUUUGACACAUCUUGACUCAAUGGUUUAUUUGGACCUUUCUUGCAACAAAAUCACCGGGGGUAUACCAAAGUUUAUCUGGGAGAGAUGGAACAAUAGCCUCUUCUAUUUAAAUCUAUCACAUAACUUGUUCAUUGGUAUGCAACUUACUUCAUAUGUUCUUCCUUUCAAUAGGCGAUUGGAAGUUCUUGAUCUUAGUUCCAAUAGGCUUCAGGGACAGAUUCCCAUGCCACAGUUAUCAGCGGAAUAUUUGGAUUAUUCACACAACAAUUUCUCUUCUGUCCUUCCAAACUUCACUAUAUAUCUUACCAAGACCAACUAUCUUAGGAUGUUCAACAAUAGUAUAAAUGGACAUAUACCCAAUUCCAUUUGCAAUUCGAGUUGGUUGGAUGUCCUUGAUCUAUCAUAUAACAACUUUAGUGGGCCGAUUCCAUCCUGUCUGAUAGAUAAUGCUCGACUAAGCAUAUUAAGUUUGAGAAAGAAUCACUUUGAAGGGACGUUGCCAUCCAAUAUCACAACUGAAUGUACGUUGCAGACAAUAGAUUUACAUGGCAAUAAGAUUGAAGGUCAACUUCAGAGGGCACUUUCUAACUGCAUUUACUUGGAGGUUCUUGACAUUGGAAACAAUAUACUACUUGAUAUUUUCCCAUCUUGGUUGAGUGGGCUUCCCAAUCUUCAUGUCCUCAUCUUGAGAUCCAAUGAGUUCUACGGUUCCAUUGAUGAUCUUGUUGGGUAUCGGCCAUCCGCGGAGUACUUUCCUAGCUUGCAAAUAAUUGACCUGGCCUCAAACAACUUCUCCGGCAAUCUGAGUUCAGAAUGGUUUGGGCAGUUAAAAUUAAUGAUGGUGAAGUUCAAUAGCACAGGAGAUACUGUUCUUGCUCAAAAUGUGGAAACUUAUACGGGAUACUAUCAAGAUUCUACUGAGAUCUCAUACAAGGGAUCCUACAUGCCAUUUGGAAGGAUCAUGACAACUUUAACAGUGAUUGACAUUUCAAAUAAUAGAUUGGAAGGUCAUAUUCCUGAAUCAGUUGGACGACUUGUUUCGCUACGUGUACUGAACAUGUCGCACAAUGCCUUCACGGGGAAAAUUCCAGCCAUUCUUGGCGGCAUGGCUGCUCUGGAGUCAUUAGACCUGUCUUGCAACCAACUCUCAGGAGAGAUUCCACAAGAGUUGACAAAUCUCACCUUUCUGAGCAUCCUGAACUUGUCCGACAACCAGUUGGUGGGGAAGAUACCACAAUCACACCAACUCUCUACAUUUGAGAAAAGUUCAUUCCAAGGCAAUUUGGGACUCUGUGGACCGCCGUUGUCCAACCCAUGUGGUGUUUCACCAUCUCCAAGUGAAGCGCAUGCGGAGAAAUCCUCUCAUGUUGAUGUCAUCUUGUUUCUCUUUGUCGGGCUGGGCUUCGGCAUCGGAUUUGCAGCGGCCAUUCUGAUGAGAUGUGGUUGGAUCGGCUAAUGGUUUGUUAAACCUGCAAGAGCCUUGAGGACUUGGUCAUGAAUGUGGCAGACUGAGUGCGAGCAUAUGCUUUCAGGGUGCUACACACGGGGUAUUGUCAUAUUGAGGUACAUAUGUACUUAGAUGUAAUCAUGUAAUAUGGAUAGUGCAUACAUUGUCUUUACUUCUGAAGUUUGUACUGUAUUCUUGGUUGUGGAACUCGUAUGGUCAGUCCUACCUUGUUUCUGAAGUUUGUAUUGUAUUAAGUAUUCUUGGUCGUGGAACUCGUAUGUGCAGUUCUACCUUGUAUAAGGCUUACUGCAUCUUAUCUGUAGUCUAUUUAUUUUUCUAAA
This is a messenger RNA of Brachypodium distachyon (stiff brome), 1792 nucleotides long. Its product is annotated as receptor-like protein 9DC1. NCBI's taxonomy places the organism in Eukaryota, Viridiplantae, Streptophyta, Magnoliopsida, Poales, Poaceae. The transcript has a single exon. Gene Ontology annotation, molecular function: protein binding. Bases 24 to 1460 code for a protein of 478 amino acids. The record is from RefSeq and is a predicted model, not a curated record.